This is a messenger RNA of Contarinia nasturtii (swede midge), 706 nucleotides long. Its product is annotated as ovomucoid-like. The transcript has a single exon. The coding region runs from base 21 to 518 and encodes 165 amino acids. Gene Ontology annotation, molecular function: protein binding. The record is from RefSeq and is a predicted model, not a curated record. NCBI's taxonomy places the organism in Eukaryota, Metazoa, Arthropoda, Insecta, Diptera, Cecidomyiidae.
UUGGAACGAAAUCAGUAAAAAUGAGAAAUCUAAUAGUGUUCGUUGGAAUUAUUUUGGCAGCAACAACAAAUAUAGCCAAUUGUUGUACGUGCAUACAACCGAAAGAAAACGAAAAAGUGUGUGGAUCCGAUGGCAAAACCUAUGAUAGUGGAUGUUAUCUAUUUUGUGAUUCGUUGUAUCGAAACGAGAAUGAAUCUUGUUUAACUGAAGUAUUCGAUGGUGAAUGUGGCCCAUCGCCGUGUAUUUGCACAGAUAAAUGUAGUCAUGUUUGCGCGUCGAAUGGAAAGACCUAUGGAAAUGAUUGUACACUGAAAUGUGCCCAAAAUGUGGAUCAAAGCAUAACCAAGAUAAAAGAAGGCAAAUGCGGUGCAUGCGUGUGUACGUUGGAGUAUCGGCCACUAUGUGGAUCAGAUGGCAUAACAUACAGCAACAACUGCGAGCUUAAAUGCGAGCAAGAAAAAGAUAAAAAUUUACGCAAAGUAUCUGACGGAGCAUGCCCUGGCAGUAGUCAAGAAUAAAUGCACAUUAUUUAGAAACAUUAUUAAACUUUUGUUCUAACUAAAUGUUUUUUUGCAGAGAUAUUAAUACUAGUUUUACUCAACCGCAAUGUGAUUCUGAUCUUUUUUGAAGGUCAAAGUCAUACGAUAAUCUUUAGUUCUAUGAAAUAAAUUGUAUGAAUCACAUUUUUUUUUGUCAAGGCCUAACU